AUGUUGAAUCCAUCACUAAUCUCCUGCACAAAAUGGAGAACCGAGUCCCAAGGUUUACCAUACUCGCUGCUCGUUAGCAGCCGCGAUGGAGGUGAAUUAGUGUUGCCCAUAAUAACGGUGGACUCCUUAGCCCCCCCAUCCAUCGCCACACGCUACCCAGUAAUCCCCCCGCCCCCCACCACCUACCGCCCUUUCCUCACCUUGCUCGAAACCACCAAAGAGUCCUUCCCCCUGCCAAACGGCCGGCCCCCCUGCUCCCUGGACCAGGAGGACUGCGGGGAGACCAUUGAGGUGUCGGCGUACGGCUCGGGGGAGAUGACCGAGUCUGAUGACGAGGACUAUUACAAAAACUCCCCCCUGGUCACCGACAGGACUGUCCUCCCCCCUCCCCCAGGCGUGGAGGGCAGUGUCCAGAACCCCCGGGACCGCCAUUUCUCCCGCUCGCCCAACUCCCACCGCCCCCCCCUAUCUGGCAACAGAGAGGAGCUGAAGACUGUACAGAGGGAGCUGAGGUGGAAAAUCAGAGAGGCGAAAAACAGCUACAGGAAGAGGAUGGAGGAACAGCUGCUGCAGAGGAACGUCAGUGGAGUCUGGAGAGGCCUGAAAACCAUCUCUGGCUACAAAGAGCCAGACUCCCAGGUGUUAGAGUUACAGACGGACGUGCCAAGUCACAACCACGGCACUUUAGGUGGUGUCGAGGAACCGAAGCGACGCAAGUCGACUCCGACCGUGGUCUUCCACUUCAGGAAGCAGUCGAGGGACAUGAAGGGACAGCCAGGAGCAACCACUACUCCAGUUGCUACGCCUCAGCAGUUCUCUGUAAGACGUCACUGUCCAACGUCACAACACCAACUUCAGACGUCACGAUCUCCCACUUCUCUUGCCACGGGUCGUAGCAGGGCCACCCGCCGGGGGCAUGACGACCUUACUACCCACUCUCCCCUCAGACUUCAAGAGCUUCUUAGGAACUCCAAUCUGCCAAAUGAGUUCUUGCUGCCCUAUGACCCCCGCAUCAAAGCUGGAAGGAUCCUGCUGGAUAAAUGUAAGGUCAUGGCCUCUAAGAAGAAGCCGCUGUGGCUGGAGUUCUCUCCCAUGCCGUCUCCCAGUUCCCCUACACCUGUCGGAAUAAUCUUCAAACAGGGGGACGACCUCAGACAGGACAUGCUGGUCCUUCAGACGCUGGUGGUGAUGGACUCUAUCUGGCAGGAGAAGUCUCUGGACCUUAACCUUGUUCCAUACGGCUGCAUCUCUACGGGAAACAACAUAGGUAUGAUAGAGAUUGUGAGGGAUGCGGCGACCAUCGCCACCGUGCAGAGGAGCCAUGGAGGAACCAUAGGAGCCUUCAAAAACGAUGCUCUGUUUGAGUGGCUAAAGUCCAAAUGUCCACUCCAGGAAAUACACUUCAAGACAGUGGAGAGAUUUGUGAAGUCCUGUGCUGGUUACUGUGUGGCCACCUAUGUGUUGGGUAUCGGAGAUCGACAUAAUGACAACAUCAUGAUCACAGACCAAGGGAACCUGUUUCACAUCGACUUUGGUCACAUCCUGGGUAACAGGAAGAGCUUCCUCGGCGUGAGCAGGGAGCGUGUACCGUUCGUCCUCACACCUGACUUCCUGUAUGUCAUGGGCAGGGGCAAAGGGAGCAACAGCCUCUACUUUCAGCGGUUCAGGGACACUUGCACCCAGGCGUACCUCUCCCUGCGCUCUCACUCUCGCUUGCUGGUCACUCUGUUCUCCCUCAUGCUGCUGACAGGCAUCCCGGAGCUGAGCGCUGCAGAGGACAUGCGCUACCUACGGGAUGCGCUGCAGCAGGAGCAGAGUGAGGCGGAGGCCAAAGAGCACUUCCUCCACCAGAUCUCUGAGUGUGAGCGGCUGGACUGGACCGUGCAGGCCAACUGGUGGAUCCACAUGAUGGCGGGAAUCAAGUAGACUGUUGGAGAUGAGACAUUUUAAAGGGGCCCUGUUUUUUGGGGUCUUCCCUUUCCUGUAGUUGGUUUUAUAGGUUUUUGUGCAUGU
Notothenia coriiceps (black rockcod) is the source of this 2013-nucleotide messenger RNA. RefSeq names its product phosphatidylinositol 4,5-bisphosphate 3-kinase catalytic subunit gamma isoform-like. Gene Ontology annotation, cellular component: phosphatidylinositol 3-kinase complex, class IB; phosphatidylinositol 3-kinase complex, class IA; cytoplasm. NCBI's taxonomy places the organism in Eukaryota, Metazoa, Chordata, Actinopteri, Perciformes, Nototheniidae. Gene Ontology annotation, molecular function: 1-phosphatidylinositol-3-kinase activity; 1-phosphatidylinositol-4-phosphate 3-kinase activity. Gene Ontology annotation, biological process: phosphatidylinositol 3-kinase/protein kinase B signal transduction; cell migration; phosphatidylinositol-mediated signaling. The record is from RefSeq and is a predicted model, not a curated record. The transcript is spliced from 11 exons. The coding region runs from base 1 to 1926 and encodes 641 amino acids.